Messenger RNA from Mirounga angustirostris (Northern elephant seal), 3695 nucleotides. It is a transcript of the gene CEACAM1, whose product is annotated as CEA cell adhesion molecule 1. Lineage: Eukaryota; Metazoa; Chordata; Mammalia; Carnivora; Phocidae. The record is from RefSeq and is a predicted model, not a curated record. The transcript is spliced from 10 exons. Gene Ontology annotation, biological process: signal transduction; regulation of immune system process; heterophilic cell-cell adhesion. Bases 74 to 1921 code for a protein of 615 amino acids. Gene Ontology annotation, cellular component: plasma membrane; cell surface. Gene Ontology annotation, molecular function: protein tyrosine kinase binding.
GGCAGUGUUCCUGAGCGUUGCUGGAGCAGAAGCUCUUCCCCCAGAGGGAGGGACGGACCGGGCAGCAGGCACCAUGGAGCCCCCGUCGGCCCCUCCCCGAGGAGGACGCGUCCCCUGGCAGGAGGUCCUGCUGGCAGUCUCACUCUUAACCUUCUGGAACCCGCCCACCACUGCCCAAGUCACUGUGGAAUCGGUGCCGCCCAGUGUGGCUGAAGGGAAGGAUGUUCUUCUGCGAGUCAACAAUCCGCCUGGGGAUGCUAUAGGCUAUAACUGGUUCAAAGGGGAAACUGUAGUGCCCAGACAUCAAAUUGUAUUAUAUGCAGUAGACACACAAGUAACUACCCCAGGGCCUGCACACAGCGGCAGAGAGACAAUAUACCCCAAUGGAUCCCUGCUGUUCCAGAACAUCACCCUGAACGACACAGGAUACUACACUGUACAAAUCACAAAGAGAGAUGUUCAAAUUGAACAAGUAACAGGACAGCUACGUGUAUUCCCGGAGUUACCCAAACCCAACAUCGCAAGCAACAACUCUGAUCCCGUGGAGAAUGUGGAUUCUGUUGUAUUAACGUGUGGACCUCAGACUCAGAGCACAAGCCACCUGUGGUCAGUAAACAAUGAGAGCCUCUCGGCCAGCACCAGGCUGCAGCUGUCCCUGGACAACAGGACUCUCACUAUACACGGUGUCACAAGGGAUGACACAGGACCCUAUGAGUGUGAAACUCGGAACCCAGUGAGUGCCGGUCAUAGUGACCCAUUCACCCUGAAUGUUCUCUAUGGCCCGGACGCCCCCACCAUUUCCCCCUCAGACUCCUCUUACCAUCCAGGGGCCAACCUCAGUCUCUCCUGCCACGCAGCCUCUAACCCGCCUGCACAGUAUUCUUGGUUUAUCAACGGGAGGCCCCAGCCAUUCACACAGGAGCUCUUUAUCCCCAACAUCACUGCGAAUGAUAGUGGAUCCUAUACCUGCCUCGCCUAUAACUCUGGCACUCGGCUCAAUAAGACCACAGUCAAGACUAUCACAGUCUCUGAGCCAGUGGCCCGGCCCUCUCUCCAUGCCAGCAACACCACAGUCACAGGAAAUAAGGACUCUGUGGUCCUCACCUGCUCCACAAAUAACACUGGGGUCUCUAUCGGGUGGCUCUUCAAUGGCCAGAAUCUAAAGCUCACAGAGAGGAUGAAGCUGUCCCAGGACAACAGCACCCUCACCAUAGACCCUGUCAGGAAGGAGGAUGCCGGGAAAUACCAGUGUGAGGUCUCCAACCCAGGCAGUUCCAGUCAAAGUGACCCUGUCCAACUGGUUGUGGAAGAGCCAGUGGCCCGGCCCUCUCUCCAUGCCAGCAACACCACAGUCACAGGAAAUAAGGACUCUGUGGUCCUCACCUGCUCCACAAAUAACACUGGGGUCUCUAUCGGGUGGCUCUUCAAUGGCCAGAAUCUAAAGCUCACAGAGAGGAUGAAGCUGUCCCAGGACAACAGCACCCUCACCAUAGACCCUGUCAGGAAGGAGGAUGCCGGGAAAUACCAGUGUGAGGUCUCCAACCCAGGCAGUUCCAGUCAAAGUGACCCUGUCCAACUGGUUGUGGAAGGUGAUUUAACGCAACCAAAUUCUGGCCUCCCACCUGGGGCUAUUGCGGGCAUCGUGAUUGGAGUCCUGGCUGGGGUUGUUGUGAUAGCAGCCCUGGUGUACUUUCUGUUUAUCAGAAAGACUGGCGGGGCAAGUGACCUGCGUGAUGUCACAGAGCACAAACCCUCAGCCUCCAACCACAGUCAGGAACACUCUGACAAUUUGUCUAACAAGAUUGAAGAAGUUGCAUAUUCUUCCCUGAACUUCAAUGCCCAGGAACCAAAGAAAUCAACCUCAGCCUCCCCAUCCCCAGCAGACACAGAAACGGUGUAUACAGAAGUACAAAAGAAGUAACGCAACCUGUCCUGCUCGCAACCUGUCCUGCUCGCAACCUGUCCUGCUCUCUGUGCUCACUCUUUCCAAGCGUCUCAUCCCCAUCACUGUGGGAUCCCUUUACCCUCAGGGAAAAGGGGAGGAAGCCUCUUUCCCCACCUCACUCCCUAACGAGGCACCUCCAGGCUGCCUGGUCAUAGCCCCUCCCUUCAGUGUCAAUAGAUGAAAAGGUACAUCCGGGAUUCUAGGAAACCCAAGCUUCCCUGUCAUUGAAAUUUGGCAAAGCAGACGUUGGGAAGUUGCCACAACCUCUGCCCCUCCUCCUUCCCUUGUUUUAAACUUACCUAUUCAGAGCAUAGUCAUUCCUUCCUGCCCCAGUCCUGCCCUACUGGAGUCUAACUUGAAUUUACCUUGAGAGUCCUCUCCUGAUCCACUAAAAUGCACGUGCCAGAAAAGAAGAGAGAGAAGAAGUAAAAGUAAAAACUUAUAUCUCUUCAAAGCCCCGUGUGAACCCCACCCUGCACAGGAAAACAAAUAUGCUGAAUGGGGAUGCUGAACUAUACCUUUGUCUACUGUCAAAGUUGUCUACCAGGGCCUGAACACCUUGCUGCUUAACUAGAAAGCCACCUAAGCCAUUUGACAAGCCUGUCUUCAGAGAACCCACUGGAAGCAAUUAGGAAAAUUAUUCACUGAGGUCUACAGGUGAUUCCUAAUGGAAAAUGCAAAAAAAAAAAAAAAAUGUAUGUAUGUUUCAUAAGCCCACAGAAGGAGGGCUUACAGCUUCAGGGAGCAGUCAGCUCUUAGUAGAGAUAAUCAGCUGGGAAUUUGGGAAAGGAGUCAGAGAGCUACCCUUCAGAGAUUAUUUAAAUAAUUGUUAAAGAAUGCAGUUUGGUGUGUUAGGUUUUUUCCCUGAGAUACUCUGCCAUUUUAGUUUUUGCAACUGCUUGUUUGUGUGAAAGGGGCUAUUUCUACUUAGCUAUGUAAGCCAACCUGACUGCCUUCAGUGAAAGAAGCCACCAAGACCCCUCAAGUCCCCUCGGCCAGGAGCUCCUCGAGGUGUUUAUGUCGGGGGCUCCAAAACAGAAAAGCAGUAGCAGCGGUUUUCCUCCUUCGUGGCUAGAACUGGGUCUAACUCAGUUUCCCGGCAUCUCAGUCCAGUCUUCAACCGCCAUUGCUCUCCACGUCUCUGCUGCACAUGGUGUGUGCCCCACUCACUUUCUCAGGAGACCUGGCCUCUGCCAAGGUUCCACUGGUCCUUGAGAAGUGGGGGUGCCCUGAAGGGAACACACUCACGCCCCUGUUGGCAUUGCUUACCUCCCUGGAAAGCUGCCCUGGUGCUGAUGCUCCUGGGGAACCAGGGCUGUGAGGGGUGUCAGGACAGGGGAGGGUGAUAACUGGGUCAGAGGCAUCUUGAAUAGCCUCGGAAAUGUUUUCUCCCAUGGGGGUCUAUGAGCCCCAGUGUGCAGAAUAGAAAGGAAGGGCAGGAGAAGGAAAGGCAACGUACUUCCUACCCAGCCUUCUCCCACACAGUCUCUUUGGGGCUGUUGAGAAAGGGGUUUUAUUCGAUAUUGAUUACUUGAUGUCAUGCUGUGUCUGAGGCCCCUCAAAGAGGGCGAGUUGGGAAUUCUCUGUACUCAGGUACCUCUUUCAAGGGUUUUCUAACCCUGACACAGUCUGUAUAUACUUCCCCUCAUCCAUGCUAUUCUGUGUUAUUUAAUUUUGUCUGGCUAGGGCCACUUCUGAAUUAUUUGUAAAAUCUCUAUAUUUAUAAUAAAAAUUGUAAAGUAAACAUGAA